AUGACAAAUCCAAUGAGGGUGGGCCUCAUCAUCAACAUCAAUGGGACGCCAUACAAAGAAGAGGUGGUACAGCUGUCUAUAUGCAAAUUAAUGAGCACCCUCUUUGUGCUUGACUUUAGUAACAGGAUGAAAAUUCAGCUGGCCUUAUUCUGCCUGCUGCUGCCUGUGCUUAGCCAAGCAGAAAAAGGGAAGUGUCCCGUUUCUGCUUCCAGCUGCGAUGAGUGCAUCCAGGCAGGCCCAGAGUGCGCGUGGUGCAUGGAGCCUGGAGCUAACGUUCGUUGUCACAGCAAGAAGGGGCUGCGGAGACAAGGCUGUAGCAAAAGACAUAUUUACGACCCUCAAAGCAGCGUUCAAGCUUUGAAAAAUGACAGCAGCACAGGAUCAGUAGAUGGAAAAACUCUGUUCCUGCAGCCUCAGGAGGUUUCCCUCCAUCUAAGGCCCGGAGGGAGCCAGUCCUUCCCUCUCAUCGUCUCCAUGCCAACAGACCAGCCUAUAAUGGAUGUCACCAUGGAUGCCAGCUUAGUACCAGCUGGCGUCAAUAUCACCUUUAGUAGCAUGACAAAAGGAAACCCUCUGCACAUACAGGUGAAUGUGGAAGCUGCCCAGUGUCCCAGUGAUGGUUCAAACCAGAACUUGACCGGGCCGUGGUCUGUCCUGAUGUCACCCAGAGGCUUUUCUCUGAGUGCUACGCUGAAGAUAACGUUGCUGUGUGGGUGUGAGUGCACAGGAAGACGGGAGGAGAACAGCCCGGCAUGCAGAAGUCAAGGAGAGGUCACUGACAAUUCGCAGUCAGAAGAAGACAGUUCUUGCCGCUCACGCCCAAAUGCCCCAGUUUGCAGCGGCAAUGGGAAGUGUGUAGAGGGCUUCUGCGAGUGUGUGAAACGGGAAGAUCCAAAUGAAAUGUACCACGGAACAUUCUGCCAGUGUGACAAUUUUAACUGUCCACGCCACAACAACAGCAUCUGUGGCGGUAAUGGCAGGUGUGAGUGUGGAAGGUGCCUUUGUGACAGCGAGUGGGUCGGUGACGACUGCAGCUGCUCCAUGGAAACUGCUUCCUGUAUGGCAGGAAGUGGCCAGCUGUGUAAUGGAAGAGGAGAUUGCAAUUGUGGAAUAUGUCAAUGCAGUCCACCGUACAGCGGGCCGACGUGUGAGGAAUGUCCCAGUUGUCACAACGUAUGCGGUCAACACGCUGCCUGUGUGGAGUGCCGGACAUUUCAGACCGGAGCUAAGGCAAAAACCUGUGACAGAGACUGUGACUACCUGACUGUGACAAUGGAGGUCACAGGAGAUGAUUUUCCAAGGGAAACUGAGGUGCUCUGCAAAAGAAGGACCUUGGACUCCUGCUUUUUGUACACCCUCCCCAAACUGCCCUCCAGAGGACAGUCGACUUGGUCUCGGGUCAAAAGAUGCUGA
Menidia menidia (Atlantic silverside) is the source of this 1413-nucleotide messenger RNA. NCBI's taxonomy places the organism in Eukaryota, Metazoa, Chordata, Actinopteri, Atheriniformes, Atherinopsidae. The record is from the annotation of a GenBank genome assembly.